UGACCGAAUCAACUGCUUCCAUCGACGGACCUGACGACAACAACACAACCACGCCAUCUCAUCCAUCUCUUCCUUCCUUUCUCGCGCGAACGUGGAGCAAUCGGCGGCACCAAACAAACCGCUCCAAAACACCAACCCCAGUCGCUCGCUGCUGGUCCGACGACGAUGGGAGAAUAUUCGCACGGCGACGGGCGGCGGAAAUCCUUCACGGACCUGCAUUCCAGAUUGGAGCGCCUGGAUAAAUCCUUGACUGAACUGAUGGAGGGGCGGCAUAAGCUGUCGAAGACGACGUCGAGCGGCGGCACGGAGAGGCAAUGUUUGCUGCCCGAUCUGCCCGUCGAAGCAACCAGUGAGAAACGAGAGGUUUUGGAUCGUGUCUCUCAGCUCGAGCACUGGCUGGCAAAGUUAAGAUUAAAAAUUGAAGCAAGUUGCCACCCAAGCUCAUCGAUUGGAAGCUCUCUUGAGAACCCAUCCAUAAGGCUCAAUUCCAGCAGUAAACAACCUUUUUCCACUAAAAAUAAGCAAGAAAUAGUUCCUGCACAACAGAAGGACAACCAGCAAAUAGUACUUGGAAAACCCUUCAGAAAUAAGAAUAAUUUCAAGUGCGAAAUUGUAGAAGAGGAUGGAUCCACAAGUGAUCUGCAAGAAAAGGAUGAGAAAAUUCACACAGGCAUGCAACAGAAAAAGAUUAAGUCCAAACCUGGCAACUCAUGGCGAUAUAAGAGGUUACUGGGGUGUUGA
Molecule: messenger RNA, 741 nt
Organism: Zingiber officinale
Lineage: Eukaryota; Viridiplantae; Streptophyta; Magnoliopsida; Zingiberales; Zingiberaceae
Exons: 4
Coding region: 166-741 (191 amino acids)
Source: RefSeq, a predicted model, not a curated record